UACCGGCAGGCCAAAAUAUUAUUAUCGCGUACACUCAAGCAAGCGAAACUAUUAGGACCGAGGUUGGCAAGGGGCUCACCGCGGCCGCGGCUCACGAGAGCGCCGCUCGACUCUCCAUUCCGUUUUGAAGGAGCCCGCAUGUACUCACGUGGACUUAUUCAGCGGGACGACGCCACCCGGCCCCAGGCGGACUUGAGGGCCUUCCCGCCCGCCCUGGAACCGCCUGCGGACAUCUGGAAGCCCGCGAACGACCCGGCUCUUGCGCCCGGCGCCCCCCCGCCGCCCGCGACUUGGCCCAACCAGGGCCCGGCCGCGAACGCGCUGGGUCCCGGCCGGCCCCCGGGCGCCGCGGGCUGCGCGCUGUUCUGGGACCUGACCGGGUGUCGGCCCGGCGGGCCCGACGCGGGGACGUGCGUCCAGCGGAACGUCGCGUCGUUGUACGGGGACGUCAGGUCAGCGCGGGCGUACGGCGAUGUUGCCGCGUUGCCGGGCGCGACGCGAGCGGGCCUGCAGGCCGCCGGCGUCCGCCUGAUUGACACGAGCCCCGCCGGCAUGACCGACCGCUCACCGCUCAUCGUCGACCUCUUCGACUACGCGUUGGCACACGCCGUCCACCAGAAGGACGGGAAAGCGCCGAUUUUGGUCUGUGCGCUGGGAGGCUCCCCGCGGGAGCAGUUCGGCUUGGCCUUCGCGAGACUGGCCGAACGGGGAUAUAAAGUGGCUCUCAUCCGCCCGCGAGACUCCCCGUGCGCGAGAUAUGAUGGAGGCUGCAUAGGAGUACAUGAUUGGGCUAGCGUCAGACCGGGCGACGACAACGACACCGUCGCCAUGUGUUUCAAGUGCGGCUGGCGCAAUUGCAGAAGGGCCCACCCGCGGCGCUGCUCGGCUCUGGUCUGCUGCGCUCUCUGCGGGCAGUCGUCGCACGACACGCGCUACCACGCCGAGUUCCAGCAGUACGUGUCUCGGAGGGCCACCGAGACGGCCCAGCGGCAAGUGGACGCGGCGGCGGCGCAGGGCUUGCCGAUUCCUUCCUACGCCGCCCCUAGACUCCACGCACUACCACCGCCGGCUCCGGCUCCCUUUCCCGGCCAAGCGCCCUAUGUCGGCCAAACAACGCCCGGCCUGGCGGCCCUCCAGAACGCGCUGCGGUACGCGCCCCCGCGCGCCCCCCCGAUGGCGCCGAACUCGCCGCCGCGCACCUUCACGCGAAUGAUGGGCGCCCUCGACUCCACUGCGCAGCCCUGGCAGCCCGGCAGGCAGCCGCUCGUGGGCAUGCCGCAGCAGCCAUCCUCGCCGCCAGCAUUGCUGCAGCCGCAGGCGUUCGCGCUGGCUGACACCGCGGCGGCGCCGGAGAGGCCGACAGCCGUGCCGCCUGCGCCGGCGUCGGUACCACCGAAGGCCGAGGCGCCGCCGGGCCUCGCGCCGGCGCCGGCCGCGCCAGAAUCUGAGGACCCCGUCGAUCUCAGCCGGCUGCACUACGGCGUCGAGGACUACGUCAAGAUGGGCGUGCCCGAGGAAGACGCCCGCGCCAUCUUGCGCGCCGUCAACAAGUUAGCCAAGGACCGCGACGACGCGGCAGUGGCGUCCGGCGCCGCGGCCGACCUCGACGCAGAGGCGUAG
Molecule: messenger RNA, 1620 nt
Organism: Pelagomonas calceolata
Lineage: Eukaryota; Pelagophyceae; Pelagomonadales; Pelagomonadaceae
Source: the annotation of a GenBank genome assembly